ACAAUUGAUUUAGAGGGGUUCAAGCUGUUCAUGAAGACUUUUCUGGAGGCAGAGUUACCAGAUGAUUUCAUUGAGCAUCUUUUCACAUCAUUUAGCAACAAAAUCUCUCACUGCAGUCCGUUAAUAAAAAACAAACCCCAGCACCUUUCAGGAGUUAAGGUAUCUGAAGAGAGAUGGAAACAGAUGCCAGGUCUGAGACUUAACAAAGGUACCUCUACAUCCCGACCUCCUACUCCUGCCAACUUACAUCUACCAGACAUGAUCCAGCUGAAAGAUAUUGUUUGCUAUUUGUCACUGCUAGAAAGAGGAAGACCUGAAGACAAGCUGGAAUUUAUGUUUCGCUUGUACGAUACAGAUGGGAAUGGCUACCUGGAUAGUUCGGAGUUGGAAAAUAUCAUUGCUCAAAUGAUGCAUGUUGCAGAAUACCUUGAAUGGGAUGUUACUGAACUGAGUCCAAUCCUUCAUGAAAUGAUGGAAGAAAUAGACUAUGAUCAUGAUGGCACUGUUUCUCUAGAAGAGUGGAUCCAAGGAGGAAUGACAACUAUCCCUCUCUUGGUCCUACUUGGGUUAGAGAAUAAUGUGAAAGAUGAUGGGCAGCAUGUGUGGAGACUGAAACAUUUUAACAAGCCUGCCUACUGUAAUCUUUGUUUGAACAUGCUAAUCGGAGUAGGCAAGCAAGGUCUCUGCUGUUCUUUUUGCAAGUAUACAGUCCACGAACGCUGUGUCUCGAGAGCUCCAGCAUCUUGCAUCAAAACAUAUGUCAAGUCCAAAAAGAAUACUGAUGUAAUGCACCAUUUCUGGGUAGAAGGAAAUUGUCCAACAAAAUGUGACAAGUGUCACAAAACUAUAAAGUGUUACCAAGGCUUGACUGGACUUCACUGUGUUUGGUGUCAGAUCACAUUGCAUAACAAAUGUGCUUCACAUCUAAAACCUGAAUGUGACUGUGGACCUUUGAAGGACCAUAUCUUACCACCCACGUCGAUCUGCCCCGUAGUACUGACGCUACCCACUUUAGGAGGUUUACUCCCCGAGGAAAGACAGGCAACAGUGAAAAAAGAGAAGAGUUGCACGCAGCAAAUGAACAAACUGGCAGAACGGAAUAAAAUGCAAAGAGCAAAUUCCGUCACCGUAGAUGGACAAGGUCUUCAGAUCACUCCAGUUCCAGGCACUCAUCCACUUUUAGUUUUUGUCAAUCCUAAGAGUGGUGGAAAACAAGGAGAAAGAAUUUAUAGAAAAUUUCAGUACCUUUUAAAUCCUCGUCAAGUUUAUAGUCUUUCUGGAAAUGGACCAAUGCCAGGGUAA
Molecule: messenger RNA, 1302 nt
Organism: Apaloderma vittatum (bar-tailed trogon)
Lineage: Eukaryota; Metazoa; Chordata; Aves; Trogoniformes; Trogonidae
Product: diacylglycerol kinase beta-like
Exons: 14
Biological process (GO): intracellular signal transduction; lipid phosphorylation; diacylglycerol metabolic process
Cellular component (GO): plasma membrane
Molecular function (GO): ATP-dependent diacylglycerol kinase activity; calcium ion binding
Source: RefSeq, a predicted model, not a curated record